Messenger RNA from Durio zibethinus, 1745 nucleotides. Its product is annotated as elongation factor 1-alpha. Gene Ontology annotation, molecular function: GTPase activity; GTP binding; translation elongation factor activity. NCBI's taxonomy places the organism in Eukaryota, Viridiplantae, Streptophyta, Magnoliopsida, Malvales, Malvaceae. Gene Ontology annotation, biological process: translational elongation. The record is from RefSeq and is a predicted model, not a curated record.
AGCAGGCAACGUUCUCGCCCUCUUUCCCUCGCUCUCUACGCACUCUUCAGCUGUGACGAAGAGAGCUUUUAGUCAAUUGAAUCUCAAAGAGUCCUUAUUUUAGCCCACAGUUGAUUUUCAGCUUCUUUCCCGAGUUUUAUAAUGGGUAAGGAGAAGGUUCACAUCAACAUUGUGGUCAUUGGCCAUGUCGACUCUGGGAAGUCGACCACCACUGGUCAUUUGAUCUAUAAGCUUGGCGGUAUUGAUAAGCGUGUGAUUGAGAGGUUCGAGAAGGAGGCUGCUGAGAUGAACAAAAGGUCGUUCAAGUAUGCCUGGGUGCUUGACAAGCUUAAGGCUGAGCGUGAACGUGGUAUUACUAUUGAUAUUGCCCUGUGGAAGUUUGAGACCACCAAAUACUACUGCACUGUCAUUGAUGCCCCAGGACACCGUGACUUUAUCAAGAACAUGAUUACUGGUACCUCACAGGCUGACUGUGCUGUUCUCAUCAUUGACUCAACCACUGGUGGUUUUGAAGCUGGUAUCUCUAAGGAUGGUCAGACCCGUGAGCAUGCUUUGCUUGCGUUUACCCUUGGUGUCAAGCAGAUGAUUUGCUGCUGCAACAAGAUGGACGCCACAACACCAAAGUACUCCAAGGCAAGGUAUGAUGAAAUUGUUAAGGAAGUGUCUUCUUAUCUUAAGAAAGUUGGUUACAACCCUGAGAAGAUCCCGUUUGUCCCAAUCUCUGGUUUUGAGGGUGAUAACAUGAUUGAGAGGUCUACCAACCUUGACUGGUACAAGGGUCCCACUCUCCUUGAGGCUCUUGACCAGAUCAACGAGCCCAAGAGGCCCUCAGACAAGCCACUCCGUCUCCCACUUCAGGAUGUUUACAAGAUUGGUGGCAUUGGAACUGUACCUGUUGGUCGUGUUGAGACUGGUGUCCUUAAGCCUGGCAUGGUUGUGACUUUUGGUCCCUCUGGUCUGACCACUGAAGUUAAGUCUGUUGAGAUGCACCAUGAAGCCCUCCAAGAGGCUCUCCCUGGUGACAAUGUUGGGUUCAAUGUUAAGAACGUUGCUGUUAAGGAUCUCAAGCGUGGUUUUGUUGCUUCAAACUCUAAGGAUGAUCCUGCCAAGGAGGCUGCCAGCUUCACCUCUCAGGUCAUCAUCAUGAACCACCCUGGUCAGAUUGGAAAUGGAUACGCCCCAGUCCUUGACUGCCAUACAUCCCACAUUGCUGUCAAAUUUGCUCAACUGUUGACCAAGAUUGACAGACGAUCUGGCAAGGAGCUUGAGAAGGAGCCUAAGUUCUUGAAGAAUGGUGAUGCAGGGAUGGUGAAGAUGGUUCCAACCAAGCCCAUGGUUGUGGAGACUUUCUCAGAGUACCCACCACUUGGACGUUUUGCUGUCAGGGACAUGCGCCAGACUGUCGCUGUUGGUGUCAUCAAGAAUGUUGAGAAGAAGGACCCAUCUGGUGCCAAGGUCACCAAGUCGGCUGCCAAGAAGAAAUGAGAUUGCAUUUGAGAGAUAAUCAUCACUGCUAGGACAGUUUACUUAAUUUUGGUCUUAUUUUUAUUUAUAUGGCAGUUUUAUGGACCAAUUUUAAUAUCCUAUCUUUCUGUGUCUUGUUUUUGUUGAGACUUUUAUCAAGUUGUCGAGGUCUUGUUUACUUUUUCUAUGUCAAUUGUCGUUGAAUGCCUUCAAACAAUUAUAGUUUGAUAUUUAAGUUUUGAUGUCAAUAAGUCUCAAUCGAUUGCUGCUUUAGCCUUGAA